Messenger RNA from Aphanomyces invadans, 1401 nucleotides. RefSeq lists its product as hypothetical. Bases 1 to 1401 code for a protein of 466 amino acids. The record is from RefSeq and is a predicted model, not a curated record. The transcript has 2 exons. NCBI's taxonomy places the organism in Eukaryota, Oomycota, Saprolegniomycetes, Saprolegniales, Verrucalvaceae.
AUGGGGGGAGGCGGCAGUAUCGAGCAAGGCCAUGUUGCGCCACCAAGCAUCGAGUACCACACGGACAUCCCCGCCUCGUCCGUGACGACAGGCACCGACGCACAAGCCCGCGUAAUUCGGUCGAUCUCGUCUUCCGACCGUGUGAUCCAGUGCACGCGCGUGACCAUGAACAGUUCCCAUUUUGCCAUUUCGCACCGGUGGCAAAACCGCGCUCAGUGCGACGUGUACACAGUCCAGUGUGACGACGAGCCGCCGUACACGUGCGAAUUGUUUCCCGACGAAGUCGUCAACUUGGAGCAAUACGUGGCGAAACUGGGCUACGUCUGGCUGGAUUAUGUCUGCAUCGAUCAGUCCAGCGACGCAGACAAGGUCGCCCAGGUCAACAUCAUGGGCCAAAUAUACGCAAACGCGACGUCGAUUGUGCUGGGGGCGGGGCUGCACCCGACAAUGCCGCCGCGCGACUACCUCAAGCGCGCGUGGUGUUUUCAAGAGCGCAUGUUCGGUCCGAUUCGAUUUGUAUGGGACAUGGACGCGCAAGACUUGGACCAUCUCACGGAAUUUGCCAAGGACAUUGCGCUGCGUGUGUCCGGCUUGUCCGAAAGCAUCUCGUUCAUCGACCGCAAGUACGACUACAACGAGGACUGGCGCAUCGCCACGCUGCGGAAGAUUCCUCAAAAGUACCCUCAAACUGCGGCGCUGUGCAAUCAAAUGGAGCAUCAUAUUCGAGACCACCGCAACGACCACUCGCAGCGACAAAUUGCCAUCACGGCCCUGCGCAUCCGCGAGCUCGUCCCGUGCGACCACCCGAUCGUGACCAGCGAAUGGAACUUGUUCCUCUUUGACUGCCAAGCCAGUAUUGAAAAAGAUCGGCUGUACGGCACGUGGGGCGUCCCAAUGUACCAACUCAACGUUCCCCUCAGCUACGACUACCCAGACGCCACGUGGCACCAAAUUGCCAAGCACUUUCCCGAAGCGGACUACGCAUUCCAUGCCCCCCACGACGCCCCCGAUCAGCCGCAUGGUGGAUUCAGCGGCUUUGGAACCGUGACGCAGCUGAUGUGCCACAUCAUGAAGUAUGCGCCGCUUCGCCCUGGCACGCACGCAAAGGCCCCGAUUGGGGGCACGCAGUACACGAUGGCCCAUUCGUCCGAAGUGUGCGGGAUCGUAUGGGACGAAGCGUACGUCGGCAUAGCGUGGAACAAGCACCCCCCGAUCCAAACUUUCCACUUCAUCGCGUCCAAGGAAUGCAUUCGCCGGGGCAAGGGUGUGGGAGGCGAAGCAGGGCCGGUCAAAAAGUACAUUCGACUCAUUGAACGGCUGCGCAAACUCGGGGCAAACAUCCCCCACUGGACAGUCACGUUUGAGCUCAAGGCGUUCUUGGAGAAGAUUGCUGACGCCUAA